Tetranychus urticae (two-spotted spider mite) is the source of this 1294-nucleotide messenger RNA. Lineage: Eukaryota; Metazoa; Arthropoda; Arachnida; Trombidiformes; Tetranychidae. The record is from RefSeq and is a predicted model, not a curated record.
AUGUAUUUAAAUUUACUAAUCCUUGCUAUUACAGCAACUAAUUAUGUUUCUACCCGAUCUAUGGGCUCAAUGCCAGGCAUGGAACUCGACGUGAACAUGCCGAUGGACAUGAUGUCAAAUGUAUUGGGUGGUAGCGCAUUUGCUGGUUCAAACGCAGAUACAGAGAAUGGAGGUAGUGAAGCAGCUUCAAGUGCCGAAUCCGCAGCAGUUGCCAAUGCAGAGGCAACGACUUAUGAAGAACCCGAUGGAGAGGAUGAUGGGUUAACUUAUGGAAAUGAUAUAUCAGAUGCAGACGCAAAAACAACAGCAGAAUCAGAAGCUAAAGCCGGCUCUGACAACGGUAGCGGUAACAACGGAGGAAACGGUUAUAACAACAAUAGUAACAAUGGAGGAUCAAGCUCAGAAACAUCAUCAUCAUCAGCAUCAGGUUCAUCAAAUUCAGAAGGAUCUGACAACGGUAGCGGUAACAACGGAGUAAACGGUUAUAACAACAAUGGUAACAAUGGAGGAUCAAGCUCAGCAACAUCUUCAUCAGCAGCAUCAGGUUCAUCAAAUUCAGAAGGAUCUGACAACGGUAGCGGUAACAACGGAGGAAAUGGUUAUAACAACAAUGGUAACAAUGGAGGAUCAAGCUCAGAAACAUCAUCAUCAUCAGCAUCAGGUUCAUCAAAUUCAGAAGGAUCUGACAACAGUAGCGGUAACAAGGGAGGAAAUGGUUAUAACAACAAUGGUAACAAUGGAGGAUCAAGCUCAGCAACAUCAUCAUCAUCAGCAUCAGGUUCAUCAAAUUCAGAAGGAUCUGACAACGGUAGCGGUAACAACGGAGGAAAUGGUUAUAACAACAAUGGAUCAAGCUCAGAAACAUCAUCAUCAUCAGCAUCAGGUUCAUCAAAUUCAGAAGGAUCUGACAACAGUAGCGGUAACAAGGGAGGAAAUGGUUAUAACAACAAUGGUAACAAUGGAGGAUCAAGCUCAGCAACAUCAUCAUCAUCAGCAUCAGGUUCAUCAAAUUCAGAAGGAUCUGACAACGGUAGCGGUAACAACGGAGGAAACGGUUAUAACAACAAUGGUAACAAUGGAGGAUCAAGCUCAGCAACAUCAUCAUCAGCAGCAUCAGGUUCAUCAACUUCAAACGGCAGCGACAACAACGGAGGCAACAACGGUAACAAUGGAUCAUCAAGUGCAGCAGCAGCAUCAGGUUCAUCAGCUUCAAACGGUAGCGACAACAACGGAGGCAACAACGGUAACAAUGGAUCAUCAAGUGCAGCAGCAACAUCAUCAUCAUCAGCAUCAG